AUGUAUAUGGCGUUUGAGUGCAGCUCCCCUCUUUUUGACUCUGUUGAGCUCAGCAGCAUUGAAAGUACUCAUGCCAUGGAGUAUGGUAUCGUAGAAUCAAGUACAUCUCCAACUGUUAGCCUGGAUCUAGAUUUUUUCAGCACGGACGACACUGACUUAGAGUCUGAGGGUAACACCACUUUCAACGAGGAUAACGAGACCGAGAGUGACUCUUCUACUGCACCUGAAGUGUCAGAAUUAAGAGAAUCAUUUUUGACCACCAGUUACCAAGAUAGCUUUGAUUCUAGUACGCUUGUCGAUGUUGGUUAUGAUAUACCUGGUACUACUGGAGGUGGACAAGCUCUAAGUACUAGCAAGGAACCUCUCUAUGAAGGAGCUACAAUAACUACCAUGGAAAGCAAUCUCGCAUUGUUUCAAUAUGCUAUACGUCAUGGACUCUCAGGAAAGGCAUUCAAUGAACUCUUACUGCUUUUUGCAGCACACUUACCGGAAAAAAACAGACUCAGUUUGUCUGUGUACCGGCUGAAGAAGUGCUUUGCUGAACAUUUUUCCAGUGUUAAAGCAACGUCCAACUAUUACUGUAGCGUGUGCCUGGAUUUUUUGGAGAAUGGAUCUGAGCCAUGCGAGCAUGACCGGUGUAUUACAGCAGGCAGUUGUAUUAAAGAGUUUGUGAGCAUACCCCUAGCUUCACAAGUGCGAAAAGUAAUGGAAGAUCCUAUUUUGUGGAGCGCUCUUAAGGAGCAGAAAACACUACUUGAACACACAAGUAGCGAUAAGAUCCGUGACGUACAUGAUGGCCACGAGUACAAAAGGCAUUCCAAAUUUUUAUCGGAGCCUAAUCACAUUUCAUUUGUAUUAAACACUGAUGGAGUAAGCCUCUACAAGUCCAGUAACGUCUCUAUAUGGCCUGUGUGGUUGGUUAUCAAUGAACUUCCCAAGAACCUAAGAUACAGUAAGAGAAAUAUGAUUCUGCACUCUAUUUGGUAUUCUGCCGAGAAUCCCACCAUGACCACCCUACUCAAGCCUCUUGUUAAUGAUGUCAAUCAACUGUGCCUUCAAGGUUGGUGUUCACCCUUCUGUAAUGUCUUGUCCUGA
Halichondria panicea is the source of this 1095-nucleotide messenger RNA. RefSeq lists its product as uncharacterized. Lineage: Eukaryota; Metazoa; Porifera; Demospongiae; Suberitida; Halichondriidae. Bases 1 to 1095 code for a protein of 364 amino acids. The transcript is spliced from 3 exons. The record is from RefSeq and is a predicted model, not a curated record.